AACAAAAUGUUGCUUAUUGUGCCCAUGAUAAUCUCAUUGAAACUGCCGAUAAUGCUCUAGAUUCAGAAAAGCAAGAAAAGUUUCAAAAAAAAUUAGAAAAAAAUAGAGAAGGCGAGAAAGAAUCAGUUAAUCGAAUUAUUGAAAAAAAGCAACUUAGUUUUGUGAGUAGUCGACAAAAUUUAGGGGAUUCCGAAGAUAAUUUUUCUUCCUAUCAAAAUUUGCAGUCCGAAUCUCAGUUUUUUGUUUCGGCUUUGCAAGGAACUGGUUUAGAUGAUUUAACUGCCAAAAUCAUCAAUUUCUUACCUUUACUCCACCAAGAAAAAGUUUCUAACCUCAAUAACGGAUUAAAUUUACUUAUUUUUGGAGCACCAAAUUCAGGAAAAUCUACUCUAAUGAAUUAUUUAUUGCAAGAAAAUCGUUCGGUGGUUAGUUCGGUGGCUGGAACUACUCAAGAACCG
Messenger RNA from Ambispora leptoticha, 458 nucleotides. Lineage: Eukaryota; Fungi; Glomeromycota; Glomeromycetes; Archaeosporales; Ambisporaceae. The record is from the annotation of a GenBank genome assembly.